AUGGCCUCGAUGGAGCCGUCCGAGGAUGACAUCUCGCAGGUCAUUGACUUUGCGGGCCUCAAUCCAGUCGAUGACCGUGCCUUGGUCAUAAACGCGCUCAGAAAUAAUAAUCGAAAUGUCGAAACCGUCGUUAUGCAAUACUUUGACAACUCUGAGAGUUUCCGACAAAAGUAUACUUCGCUAUGGAACGAGGCCAUGUUUUCAGCCGAUAGAGACGGUGCCAUCGGUAACAAUGCUGGCAGAGGGGGAAAUACUAUGCACUCGCAAGAGGAUGAGGACAUGCAAAGAGCGUUGCGGGAAUCAGCUCAAGAAGCGGGGCUAUCGAUCCCUCCGCAAGAAUCUGGAGUCAUAGAUCAGUCGACCUCAACGCCGUACUUUGGCCCCGCGAACCGUUCCGAAUAUGACCAGGACAACUGGGCCAUGGUUCCCGUUGGGCCGCUCAAGACAAGGCUAGAUAACGCUCCAUCACCAGCUCAGAGAAAGCGAGCCCCCGAAACUCCGGCAUUCCUAAUCCAGGGACCUAGCUCAGCGAGACACCACACCUUGGGUGGCUUACUCACGAUAUUUAGCCAAAUUCCACUGGCAAGGAAUGUCCUCCUACAGUGUGGCUCUCCUGCGGCAUCCUACGGUUUCAAUAACGAAUGGUGGAACGGGCAGGAGAUUCUACCUCCAGAAGCCUUACGACAGAUGCAGUCAGGAGAAACGGAUUGGGGCUACGAUAAUACUCCGAAGCCAAACUUUGAAGAAGAAAUCCAUCGGCUCAUGGCGUUUCUUGAGCUGACAGAGAGGAGUUAUGCGACAGUCGCUACGCUUUCGAAUUUGAUGCAGGAUGCAACAAAUGAUACGGAGAAGCAAUUUUAUGCACAUCUCGGAGACACUAAUGGUGGAAAGCUGCUAGAGCCGUUGUACCAAGAAGCGGUACUGACAAGCGUCGGUAGUAACGACGAUGACGAGGCCCAGCAUGCGACUUUUGGACUGCUUGAAUUUGACCACUCAGGGCUCGAGUACGCCCACAUCAAAACCCUCUACGAAGCCCUGGAUUAUUUGAUGUGGGGAGACUUGCUGUCGUGGCACGAUGCGGACGACAGGGCUAGAAUCGCCAUGUUUCGGAGAAUGGGAGAAGUCCUUAGUAUCAAAGUCGGAAAUGAUGGGCCGCUUGAUUCGUUUGACAUUCCAGAAGUGCUAUACCCGGAACGAUAUCUGGAAAGUCGUAAGGAGGAGGCCAAAAGAAUAGCAUCUGCUUUACUGGAAACCAAGAAUGCUUUCGACAUCGUGACAACCGAGGAGCGGCGUCUACAGGAAUGGCAGGAUGACUGGAACCAGUUGACAUUUAACAAGACGGACAUGAUCCGCAAUGCUACGGAGCAGUGGAAGGCCUUUUCCGACUACCUUCAGACCUCCGGCCAGUUUCAGGCGAUGGAAGCCUCGGGAUUCGACACAAACAAGUAUCCCAACUACCGGGAUGCGCCAUGUCAAAUGACGGCGGAACAGGCCAAACACUCUGAACAGGUGGACGAAGUGCUUCUUCUGACGGAACGGAUACUGCAUGAUAUGGAAGCAAAGACCGAAGACCUCCGCGUUCAGCUAGAGCAGAUUCAAGCCAAACAACGCUUUCUCGGCAAACUCUUGACUGUCCCAGACAAGCCAGGCCGACCAAAGCCAAUGACUUGCAAGAAGUAUCUUCUCAGAGGUGUAGCAACCGACAGAGAUAUUGUUUAUGUCUGCCAACGUGUGUACCCGGAGUUCGAGGAGUCAGAAGAACCGAAAUCGCCAGUCGAUCAAUGGUGGCGGCUAGAAUACUGUCCCAAUGAGGACCAACUAAGAGUAGAAAUUGAGCGAGUCUUGAGAGAUGUGUGGCAUGAGACAAAGACGCCUCUUCUCAUAUAUGCGACCGAAGAAGCACUCUCCACGCCGAGAACCCCGCUGUCAGAUGCCCUGAAUAUGUUUGUCAGAUCGGAUAAUAAGGCUUUUCGGCAAGAACUGAAGCGGCCCGCCGCCGACAGCGUGGAGGAAAGGAGGUAUACGUCUGUCGACCCCGUCUCGCCGUCCAAGCGAAAGCACCGAGAUAGCAUGGACUCCAUGGAUACGAACCGAGCGUCCAUCGGCAGCGAGGACAGAAGUCCAUUUGAAAAUGCAUUUGACGAACAAAUAGAGCAAUCAGAGAUGGAGAUGGCAGACAUGUCUGGAGGCAAGGUGGAGUAUGUCAGAGGCUCUGACGCAGAGGGAAAAUUCGGGCCUCACGGAAUCCCAUCGGCCCUACUAAACCCUGACCCAGCGCUGAUUACGAUUGAAUCUGCAACCCUUACACCAGAAACGCUCGCGGCAGACGAGGGCGAAGCACAUAAGCCAACUCCCUCUGAAGAUAGCCAGACAGACGACGUGGUGAACAAGUUGGCCGAGGCUCAGGUGGCUAAGAGCCCAGAAAUGCAAGAGCGAGCCCGACCACCGUCACUCAUACGGCCACCGCUGGGGAACGAAACUGGGAGGGAUCUAAACAUGGACAUGGAUAUACCAGAUGUCCAGGAAUAGACGUCUAUAAGGGAUUUUAGAGGGUAUAAUGGACUGGGUACAGUAUGAUUUGCUGC
Molecule: messenger RNA, 2585 nt
Organism: Trichoderma virens Gv29-8
Lineage: Eukaryota; Fungi; Ascomycota; Sordariomycetes; Hypocreales; Hypocreaceae
Exons: 6
Coding region: 1-2529 (842 amino acids)
Biological process (GO): protein deubiquitination
Cellular component (GO): nucleus; cytosol
Source: RefSeq, a predicted model, not a curated record